Molecule: messenger RNA, 3646 nt
Organism: Dermochelys coriacea (leatherback sea turtle)
Lineage: Eukaryota; Metazoa; Chordata; Testudines; Dermochelyidae
Gene: GPHN
Product: gephyrin
Exons: 28
Coding region: 88-2763 (891 amino acids)
Biological process (GO): postsynaptic neurotransmitter receptor diffusion trapping; gamma-aminobutyric acid receptor clustering; establishment of synaptic specificity at neuromuscular junction
Cellular component (GO): cytoplasm; postsynaptic membrane; postsynaptic specialization
Molecular function (GO): molybdopterin molybdotransferase activity
Source: RefSeq, a predicted model, not a curated record
CCUUCCCCCCCUCCUCGCGCUCGCGCCGCUCUCGCGCUCCCUUUCCCCUCCCCCCUCCCUGUCAGUGCGGUGGCUGCGCUGGGAAACAUGGCGUCGGAGGGGAUGAUUUUAACCAACCACGACCAUCAAAUCCGCGUCGGGGUCCUCACAGGAUGGGUACCUGAUUUGGACCAAGCUAAGGCAACUAUGACUGAAGCUAUCAGAUCACAUCUGCUCUUAAUCAUUGUGAGCGACAGUUGUUUCAGGAACCUUGCUGAAGAUCGCAGUGGGAUAAACCUUAAAGAUCUGGUCCAAGACCCAUCUUUGUUGGGUGGGACUAUAUCUGCAUACAAGAUAGUGCCAGACGAAAUUGAAGAAAUCAAGGAGACACUGAUAGACUGGUGUGAUGAAAAGGAACUUAACUUGAUUUUGACAACUGGAGGAACAGGGUUUGCACCACGAGACGUCACUCCAGAGAAAUUCCCAACAUUCCCAUUUUGUGGGCUCCAGAGAGGGGCCACUAAAGAAGUAAUAGAGCGAGAGGCCCCAGGGAUGGCCCUGGCAAUGCUGAUGGGAUCACUUAAUGUUACUCCUCUGGGCAUGCUCUCUAGACCUGUAUGUGGAAUCAGAGGAAAAACUCUCAUAAUUAACCUGCCAGGCAGCAAGAAAGGGUCACAGGAAUGUUUUCAGUUUAUACUGCCAGCUCUACCUCAUGCCAUUGACCUUUUGCGGGAUGCCAUUGUAAAAGUAAAGGAAGUACAUGAUGAACUUGAAGACCUACCUUCACCGCCACCUCCUCUUUCUCCUCCUCCAACCACCAGCCCACACAAACAGACAGAAGACAAAGGUGUUCAGUGCGAGGAAGAGGAGGAAGAGAAGAAGGAUAGUGGAGUUGCCUCAACAGAGGACAGUUCUUCUUCACAUAUAACUGCUGCAGCCAUUGCAGCUAAGAAGCAUCCAUCCUACACCAGUUCUGCUGUUAUCAUGGCAAAAGGUGAACAGCCCAUCCCGGGUCUCAUCUGUUAUUCCCAUCACGCAGCAGGCAGUGCAGGAGAACCGAUUCCAGAUUCCAUCAUUUCUCGUGGUGUUCAGGUGCUCCCACGAGACACAGCCUCCCUCAGCACUACCCCUUCAGAAUCUCCUCGUGCCCAGGCCACCUCUCGUCUCUCCACUGCGUCCUGCCCAACACCAAAAUACCUACAGGGAAUGAGCAACUCUGACAGAUUGGAUCAGCUCCAGGCAGUUGACUCCAUGGGAGAGGAAUCUCAUCCUUCAAGUUUUCACAAGCAUUUGCCGCAAUUUAAGGUUUCUCCCUCCUCCCCCAAGAAGAUAGUUUUUGAUCUUCCACCAGACUUCAUCCCAAUGGUCCAGUCCAGGUGCAGCAGCAAGGAGAACAUCCUCAGAGCCAGUCACAGUGCUGUCGACAUUACCAAGGUGGCCAGAAGACAUCGCAUGUCACCAUUCCCAUUGACAUCUAUGGACAAAGCCUUCAUCACAGUUCUGGAGAUGACCCCAGUGCUCGGAACAGAAAUCAUCAAUUACCGAGAUGGAAUGGGCCGAGUUCUUGCUCAAGAUGUUUAUGCAAAAGACAACCUACCCCCCUUCCCAGCAUCAGUAAAAGAUGGAUACGCUGUCAGAGCUGCUGAUGGCCCUGGGGAUCGAUUCAUCAUUGGGGAAUCCCAAGCUGGUGAGCAGCCAACUCAGACUGUGAUGCCUGGUCAGGUAAUGCGGGUUACAACAGGUGCUCCAAUCCCUUGUGGUGCUGAUGCUGUGGUGCAAGUAGAAGACACAGAACUCAUCAGGGAAUCAGAUGAUGGCACUGAAGAGCUAGAAGUACGAAUUCUGGUGCAGGCUCGACCAGGCCAAGAUAUCAGACCUAUAGGACACGACAUUAAAAGAGGUGAAUGUGUGCUGGCUAAGGGAACCCACAUGGGUCCAUCGGAGAUUGGUCUCUUAGCAACUGUUGGGGUAACGGAAGUAGAAGUUAACAAGUUUCCAGUCGUUGCAGUCAUGUCAACAGGGAAUGAGUUGUUGAAUCCUGAGGAUGACCUCUUACCUGGAAAGAUCCGAGAUAGUAACCGUUCAACUCUCCUAGCUACAAUUCAAGAACACGGCUACCCAACAAUCAACUUGGGAAUUGUGGGAGAUAAGAAGCCAGAUGCUUUUAAAGAAGAAGGGACAGAGAGCUUCCAGAACACAGCGGAGACAGGCCUUCCAGAUUGCCCAGAUGAUUUACUGAAUGCACUGAAUGAGGGUAUCAGCCGUGCGGACGUUAUCAUCACAUCAGGAGGCGUGUCCAUGGGUGAAAAGGACUAUCUUAAACAGGUACUGGACAUUGACCUUCAUGCACAGAUUCAUUUUGGCAGAGUUUUUAUGAAACCAGGCCUGCCAACAACAUUUGCAACUUUGGAUAUUGAUGGUGUACGAAAAAUAAUCUUUGCACUGCCAGGAAAUCCUGUAUCAGCUGUUGUCACCUGCAAUCUCUUUGUUGUCCCAGCACUGAGGAAAAUGCAAGGCAUCCUGGAUCCUCGGCCCACCAUUAUCAAAGCCAGGUUAUCAUGUGAUGUAAAAUUGGAUCCUCGCCCAGAAUACCAUCGGUGCAUACUGACUUGGCAUCACCAAGAACCACUGCCUUGGGCACAGAGUACAGGGAAUCAGAUGAGCAGUCGUCUGAUGAGUAUGCGUAGUGCCAAUGGACUGUUGAUGCUACCUCCAAAGACAGAGCAGUAUGUGGAGCUUCACAAGGGCGAGGUGGUGGACGUUAUGGUCAUCGGAAGGCUAUGAUGUCACCGGCAAGGGUGAAGCUUUGAUGCAUGUCCACAUAUCAUUGACUGUAUCCUGUAAUAUGCAACGGCACAGCUAGUUUUUCUGAUUUGGAUAAAAGUUGAUCAGUAUAGUCAACAUCUUGAACUAUAUUUCAAAUGGAAUUUAAAUAAAUACCUUUUAAAAAAAACUUUAAAAAAAAACAAAUCUUAACCAAGAAAUUUAUUCUGAUUAUAUCAAAGCAACUUUUUCCUUUCUUGCAAUUGCUUUGUGUGUUCAAUGCUAGUUCUGAUAGCAGUAGCUUUUAGUAGACAGCAGUAGGUGCCUGCAGAACUUGUGUUUUUUCUCAUCUUUAAGAUACAACUACUUACGCUCUUAAAACAAGGCUGUCUGCUUAUUUAUACUAGCGUAGACAACACUUGGAUUUCCCUUAUUAGUAUGCUUCAUAACUGCUUCACAGAGAGCUUCUGCUUGUUCUUUAUCUUGUAUCUCGUGUUGAUGUGCACAGUGCCAAAAGCAGAGUGAUUGCACUGGGAACCCGAUCAAGCCCUGAGGUUUCCCCCCUCGCUGCGCGUUCAGGGAUAUCUCUCGGCCCAGCAGCCAUCCAGCUCAGUACUCUUGGGCAGUAACUGGAUACCUUUUAUUUGAACAAACAAACAAAAAUUGCUUCCUUAAGUGCUGACAGCCUUUUUAACCAAUACAUUUAAAAAUGUACAGAAUUAAAAACUAAAAAAAAAAAAAUCAAAGACUGAUCUUGUACAGAUAUUAAUGUUACCAGCAUUCAUGUGGAAAUCAAAUGAGCAAAGAAAUAAAACUAAUGUUAAACAACUCUGUACCAUAACAUUUUCUGUAAUGAUAUUGAAACUUAAAUGAAUAAAAAAAAUUCCUUGAUCAUUAUUUAAAA